Molecule: messenger RNA, 1720 nt
Organism: Trematosphaeria pertusa
Lineage: Eukaryota; Fungi; Ascomycota; Dothideomycetes; Pleosporales; Trematosphaeriaceae
Product: mitochondrial-processing peptidase-like protein subunit beta
Exons: 5
Coding region: 53-1507 (484 amino acids)
Cellular component (GO): mitochondrion
Molecular function (GO): metalloendopeptidase activity; metal ion binding
Source: RefSeq, a predicted model, not a curated record
CACCCGCCGCCUCCCAUCCCCUCCGCUUCCGACUGCUCCGCGAGCGAACGCAAUGGCUUCCCGGCGGCUCGCAUUGAACCUGCAGACGGCCCUGCGCUCCCGCGCUGCCAUCAAUGCCGUCAAGAGCAGCAGGAGCUCGCCCUUGACAAGAGGCCUUGCGACGCCCGUCUCCCAUGGCUCCAAGACCGAGUCCACCACCCUCACCAAUGGCUUCACGAUCGCUACCGAGCACUCUCCAUGGGCUCAGACGUCGACCGUCGGCGUCUGGAUCGAUGCCGGAAGCCGCGCGGAGACCGACAGGACCAACGGAACAGCACACUUCCUGGAGCACCUUGCUUUCAAGGGAACGCAGAAGCGAACACAGCAACAGCUGGAGCUUGAGAUAGAAAAUAUGGGUGGUCAUCUCAACGCCUACACGUCGCGCGAAAACACCGUCUACUACGCUAAGUCCUUUAACAACGACGUCCCAGCUACCGUCGACAUCCUCUCCGACAUUCUGCAAAACUCGAAACUAGACCCCCAGGCCAUCGAGCGCGAGCGCGACGUCAUUCUCCGCGAACAGGAAGAGGUAGACAAGCAGCUUGAGGAAGUCGUCUUCGACCAUCUCCACGCCACCGCUUUUCAGGGCCAGCCCCUCGGACGAACUAUCCUCGGCCCCAAGGAGAACAUCGAGAGCAUACAGCGUUCGGACUUGCUCGACUACAUCAAGACCAACUACACCGCUGACCGCAUGGUGCUCGUCGGAGCUGGUGGCGUCCCCCACCAGCAGCUCGUUGACCUCGCCGAGAAGUACUUCUCCGGACUCCCGGCCGAACCGCCGAACUACACCGCGAAGUCCAUUGCCGCAGAGCAGAAGCAGAAGCCCGAGUUUAUUGGCUCUGAGGUCAGAAUCCGAGACGACACCAUGGGCAGUGCCAACAUCGCCAUCGCUGUCGAGGGUGUCAGCUGGAACGACGAAGACUACUUCACGGCAUUGGUGACUCAGGCUAUCGUCGGUAACUGGGACCGCGCUAUGGGCCACUCGCCGUAUCUGGGUAGCAAGCUCAGCACCUUCAUUUCGAACAACAACCUCGCCAACAGCUUCAUGAGCUUCUCUACCAGCUACUCGGACACUGGUCUCUGGGGUAUCUACCUCGUCUCCCAAUCUCCCACCCGCUUGGAUGAUUUGGUCCACUUCACCCUCCGCGAAUGGUCUCGACUCUCCCUUAACGUUACCUCUGCCGAAACCGAGCGCGCAAAGGCCCAACUGAAGGCUUCCAUCCUCCUUUCUCUAGACGGCACCACCGCCGUCGCCGAGGACAUUGGCCGCCAGAUCAUUACUACUGGUCGGAGGUUAUCACCCGAGGAGGUGGAGCGCGUCGUUGGCGCCAUCACUGAGAAGGACGUUAUGGAUUUUGCCAAGAGGAAGCUAUGGGAUCGUGACGUUGCCGUCUCGGCGGUUGGCCAGAUUGAAGGUCUGUUUGACUACAACCGGAUCAGGAACGAUAUGAGCAGGAUGCUGUCAUAAUCUUCUGAUCAUAGGCGGGGAUGCGUGUAUAGCGGUGGGGUCGUGCGGGGAUAAGCGAUGGGCACUGUAUUUUGUGUACACUUAGCUGAACUGAUACAAGAAAGAUUUCCUUUGACGUGUCGAUAUGUGUGUCUCGGCUCUUCGAGCUUCGUGUACAUGUUUUGGGUUAGGAACGCAUGUUUGACACUGAGUUCGUUCAUUCAUCUCAGCUGU